Molecule: messenger RNA, 742 nt
Organism: Monosiga brevicollis MX1
Lineage: Eukaryota; Choanoflagellata; Craspedida; Salpingoecidae
Exons: 7
Coding region: 166-606 (146 amino acids)
Source: RefSeq, a predicted model, not a curated record
GGUUUUGAUUUUAUUUUUCACGGCUGGCGCGGAGCUCGCGGAGCCAUCGUUUUGUUGGACGGUGGUGGUGCUGGUGGUGGUGCUGGAAACGGCGCUCGCACACGGAUCGAGUUGAAGCGUGCACAUUGUUUAGGGGUGUGGCGGUCAAACUUGUGUCUGGUCAUCAUGUUGGAUGCAGACGUGAAGCAAUUGCUGGAGAAGCUGCGCUCGCAGGCAGUGAAGGCAACUGAACAGCAUAGCUCGCUCGCAGUCUCGGUGGCCCACCUCUCCGCGGCCCCCCAAGUCAAUGAUGCCAAGGCUGGGCGGCUUCAGGCCAUGCUUGACGAUGUCGGCGCUCGCACAGACAUGGAGGCAUUCUCGGCCGACUAUAUCCAGUCUCGCCUAAAUUUUCAACCAGGACAAACGGAGGACAUCCACGGUUUCCUGCUUAAUGCGCCCCCUCGCCCUGCAGCUGACGUGGCUGCCAGCCCAAUGGUUCAAGAGGAUGAGAGUACGCCCAUGCGCCUCAAGCUCAAGCUCAAACCUGAUGAGAGUGCAAAACGACCUUCCAGCGCUCCGUCAACCGGCAUGGUGGGCAAGAUCAUGCUCAAGCGCACCAAGCGCUAACCACCCACCAAGCUCAUGCAAGGCCGUCUUUUUUGGUGCUGUGCACCUCUGUCUUUCCAUUCGUGCUCUAUUUCUUCGCCUUCUCCUUGAACACCUUCUCUGGCAAAUUACCCCCAAAAUUCAAAUUUGCAUGUUU